AAGAAACGAAUUGUGUUUAAAUGCAUAUGUACAUUAUUAGGCCGCGGGGCGCGCGACAAUCUGGGCCGACGCGACAGUGCGGCCGUCCUUGGCCUCGUCCACGACCCAGUCCAUGGCCGACGAGAGCGUAAAGGCCGAGAGGACGUCGUUGCGCGGGUCGUUGGCCGGGCCGAAGCGCGUGCGGCCGUCGUACCAGAUAAUGGCUUGGCCCAUCUCUUCGACGUUGGAGGUCAUGACAAGCCAGUAGUGGGCGUCGGGCUGCAGCGUCUUGGGCGUCGACGGCACCCAUUGAAACUCGAUGCGCUUGGAGAUUGUUUCGAUUUGGAAUUUGUCGGCCUUGGCGUUCGCAUCGCACGCGGGCAGUCCGUUGACUGUCGGGCAAAUGUCGAGCGUGAUCCACGUCGCCUUGGGGUCAAUGUUUUUGGUCGUCACCGUCACGUUGGCAUAGUCGACGAGCUGGUUGACGCCGCACGCGCUCGCCGACCGGAACUGCACUGCGAUCGACUGGUCUUUCGAGACGGGCGUGCCCACGGAAGAUUGUCGUCGGGACGGCCGCUGUCGAGAAGCAACUGCGCCGAGGCACUGGCGGCGACAGCGAGAAGGGAAGCAAGAGUCCACUGCAUCGCUAGAGUUUGA
This is a messenger RNA of Saprolegnia parasitica CBS 223.65, 636 nucleotides long. RefSeq lists its product as hypothetical. NCBI's taxonomy places the organism in Eukaryota, Oomycota, Saprolegniomycetes, Saprolegniales, Saprolegniaceae. The annotation marks the transcript as partial. The record is from RefSeq and is a predicted model, not a curated record. The transcript has a single exon.